UCAUAAGUAGAUGUCAGUGAAAUCCCAUCUUCCCCCACCUAAUUUUGCAAGCAUUUUCCUUGAAACCAAAGACUCCAUUUUUUAAUAAACAUUAAAUCAGUGAACAGAAGGAGCACUCCCCCAAUUGCUUAAUCCUUCUAUUCCAAUUCAAGCAUCCAAAUGCAAAUUGGGUGUUACCCAGUCUGCACGACAAAGAUAUGGCAUUGAAGAACCAAUUAUCCUUAAAAAAACCGAGAAAAUCCGACAAAACUGAUGUUUGUCAGUUGUCAACGGCCUUUUUUUUCUUCUGUUUUUGCUGAAGAGUAAAGUGGUUCGAUAACUUCGAUUGGUUGAGUUUGUUAGGUCCCGCGCUUUUCUUAGACUCCACUUUCAAAGCUCUCCGCAACAAAGGGUUUGAUUUCCAGAGCCUUAUAAAUGAGGAGGCUCUCCGUUUGCUGCUUCAACAGUCAACAGCAUAAGCAUUCUCUUAAGAAAUCCGGAGAAACCAUGGAGAACCCCCAAAUGAAGUCUGACAAUGGCAACUCUGAGAACUUCAACCAAAAAAAGAUGAAUCCAACUGGCAAUUCAGUUGCUAAUAUAAUAGUAAAUCAUGAUUUCUCCGAUGGACUGCAUUCUUGGCAUCCGCAUUGCUGCAAUGGCUUUGUAGUUUCAGCUGAGUUUGGCAAACGAGGUGAACUGUCAGCAAGGUCUGGUGGUAACUAUGCAGUUGUCACGAAUCGGACGGAAUGCUGGCAGGGUCUGCAGCAAGAUAUCACAGACAAAAUUUCUCCGGGCUCUGCAUACUCGGUUUCUGCUUGUGUUGGAGUAUCGGGACCUCUUUCGGGAUCUAUGGAUGUGCUGGCAACGUUGAAGCUAGAAAACCAUGGCUCAGCCACUAGCUAUUUGUUAAUUGGAAAAACGUCUGUGUCAAAGGAGAAGUGGGAAAUUGUGGAAGGUACAUUCUCAUUAUCUACCAUGCCUGAACGGCUUGUUUUUUAUUUGGAAGGGCCUUCGCCUGGCGUUGAGCUGCUAAUUGAUUCAGUGGUGAUUAGCUGUUCCAGUUCAAGCAAAUCUGAGAGUGCAAGAAUAGGAGCUGGAGAUGUGAACAUCAUCAUAAACCCUAAAUUUGAAGAUGGCCUCAAUAACUGGUCCGGAAGAGGCUGCAAGGUUGCUUUACAUGAUUCUAUGGCAGAUGGGAAGAUAGUCCCACAAUCUGGCAAAGUUUUCGCUUCUGCUACAGAGCGCACACAGAACUGGAACGGAAUCCAGCAGGAGAUCACUGGAAGAGUGCAGCGAAAGCUUGCUUAUAAUGUAGAAGCUGUAGUACGGAUAUUUGGUAACAAUGUCACAACUGCUACUGUACAGGCCACGUUAUGGGUCCAAACACCAGGUCGCAAUGAUCAGUACGUUGGAAUUGCUAAUGUGCAGGCAACCGACAAGGAUUGGGUGCAAUUGCAAGGAAAGUUCCUUCUAAAUGGUUCCCCAUCAAGAGUAGUCAUCUAUUUAGAAGGUCCACCUCCAGGCACCGACCUUCUUGUCAAUGCCUUGGUUGUAAAGCAUGCUGAGAAAAUCCCUCCUUCACCUCCACCAGUUAUUGAGAAUCCUGAUUUUGGAGUUAAUAUAAUCACAAACAGCCAACUAAAUGACGGAACGAAUGGAUGGUUUCCUCUUGGCAAUUGCAAUUUGAGUGUUGGAUUAGGCUCACCACAUAUACUCCCCCCUAUGGCAAGAGCUUCCCUUGGUAUCCAUGAACCUUUAAGUGGCCGCUAUAUCCAUGUUCAAAACCGCACACAAACUUGGAUGGGUCCAGCUCAGAUGAUCACUGAUAAGCUGAAACUUUUCUUGACAUACCAAGUAUCUGCUUGGGUUCGCCUUGGUUCUGGAGCAAAUGGUCCUCAAAAUGUGAAUGUUGCACUCGGUGUGGACAGCCAAUGGGUUAAUGGUGGACAAGUUGAGAUUAACGAUGACAGGUGGCACGAAAUUGGUGGUUCCUUUAGAAUCGAGAAACAACCAUCCAAGGUUAUGGUUUAUAUCCAGGGUCCAGCUGCAGGUGUUGAUUUAAUGGUUGCUGGAGUUCAGAUCUUCCCUGUUGAUCGUGAGGCAAGAUUCAAACAUCUGAGGCAUCAAACUAAUCAGAUUCGGAAGCGUGAUGUCAUCCUCAAAUUCUCAGGAGCUGGUUCAGGCAGUUUGUCGGGCACCUUGGUGAAAGUUGUGCAAAUGCAAAAUAGUUUCCCUAUAGGGUCGUGCAUUAGCAGAACAAAUAUCGACAAUGAAGAUUUUGUUAAUUUCUUUGUGAAGAAUUUCAACUGGGUAGUGUUUGGAAAUGAAUUGAAGUGGUAUUGGACCGAACCACAACGAGGAAAUUUUAACUACAAAGAUGCUGACGAUUUACUGGCUUUGUGCCAAAACCACAACAUCGAAACCCGAGGUCAUUGUAUUUUUUGGGAAGUACAAGACACAGUCCAGCAAUGGAUUCAAGCAUUGAGCAAAGAUGACUUAAAGAAAGCUGUUCAAAACCGUCUAACCGACCUUCUAACCCGUUACAAGGGAAAGUUCAGGCACUAUGAUGUGAACAAUGAGAUGAUGCAUGGAUCGUUUUAUCAAGACAGAUUGGGCAAAGAUAUCCGAGCAAAUAUGUUUAAGAAUGCAAAUCAGCUAGAUCCUUCUGCCAUCCUAUUUGUGAAUGAUUAUCAUGUUGAAGACGGAUGUGACACCCGAUCAUGCCCUGAAAGGUAUAUCGAACACAUUCUUGAUUUGCAGGAGCAAGGUGCACCCGUUGGAGGACUCGGAAUUCAAGGACAUAUUGAUAGCCCUGUGGGACCAGUUGUGUGUACAGCUCUGGAUAAGUUAGGCAUUCUUGGUCUUCCUAUCUGGUUUACGGAGCUUGAUGUGUCUUCGGUUAAUGAACACGUGAGAGGGGAAGAUUUGGAAGUUAUGCUUAGAGAAGCUUUCGCCCAUCCCGCCGUCGAAGGUGUAAUGUUGUGGGGAUUUUGGGAGUUGUUCAUGAGCAGGGACAACGCACAUUUGGUCAAUGCUGAAGGCGAUAUCAACGAAACUGGUAAAAGGUUUCUUGCUCUUAAACACGAGUGGUUGUCUCAUGCUCGAGGACAUGUAGACGAACAAGGACAGUUCCAAUUCCGAGGCUUUCAUGGGACAUAUGACGUGGAACUCGUUACUGCCUCCAAGAAGGUCACAAAAACAUUUGUCGUCGACAAGGGUAACUCCCCGCUGGUCGUACCCAUAGAUCUAUAAAUUCUCAAUGGUUGCUACUAACCUAAUAAAGGAGGUAAUAAGAUCUCUUUCCAUGGAUCAUCCAUUAUAUCUAUAAAACCAGACACACACACACACAUACACAUCAUACAAAAGCUUGUGAUUAUGAAUUUCAUGUACUGUUUGUUUGCAAAAGAAAGUUCGAGUUUGUUUCCAUUGUAACAUAAAGGUCAAUAAAUAAAAGUAUGAUCUUUUGCUAUUCA
Hibiscus syriacus is the source of this 3452-nucleotide messenger RNA. RefSeq names its product endo-1,4-beta-xylanase 1-like. Lineage: Eukaryota; Viridiplantae; Streptophyta; Magnoliopsida; Malvales; Malvaceae. The transcript is spliced from 8 exons. Gene Ontology annotation, molecular function: hydrolase activity, hydrolyzing O-glycosyl compounds. Bases 415 to 3231 code for a protein of 938 amino acids. The record is from RefSeq and is a predicted model, not a curated record. Gene Ontology annotation, biological process: carbohydrate metabolic process.